Molecule: messenger RNA, 763 nt
Organism: Monoraphidium neglectum
Lineage: Eukaryota; Viridiplantae; Chlorophyta; Chlorophyceae; Sphaeropleales; Selenastraceae
Exons: 1
Source: RefSeq, a predicted model, not a curated record
AUGGCAGAGGAGCUGCCUUCAGUAUUGAUACUGGGUGCUGCGCAAGUUGGCAAGCGCACCUUGACGCAGCGGCUGCUGCAGGCGGCUGGCAGCAGCGGCCGCGGCGGCGACACGAAUGCUGCGCCGACAGACAGCACGGAUUAUGCGCCCUGCGCUGGUUCUUACCUGCUACACCUGGACACAAAGUAUUACACAGCUGAUGCAUACAUCAAUAUUGUAAACCUGGAUGCUUACCAGCAGCAGGAGCAGCAGCAGCAGCAGCAGCAGCAGCAGCAGCAGCGGCAGCAGCAGCAGAAGAAUGGGCAGCAGCAGGAGCUCUGCGGGGCAGAGGCGGUGAUCUUGGUCUGCGACGCCACAAAUCCGUCCACCUUUGCCGCUGCCCGCCGCUGGGCUGCAGCCGUCGACUCCUCCGGCGCGGGGGUGCGGCUGCUUAUCGCCAACAAGGCGGACGCGGCGCCGCGGGCGGCGGCGGGCGGCAGCGGCGCUGCGCUCCCCGAGGCUGCGGGGUGGUGCCUAGACGAGGGCUUUGAGUAUGUAGAGGCGGCCGCGGGCGCGCCCGCAGCCGACGCCGCUCUCGCGCUGGACGGGGACCGUCAGGGGGUGGUGCGCGUGCUCGAGGCGCUGCAGGCACACAUGUGGCCGGGCCUGGCCCUUAAGCCCGCCCCGCCAGGGAUCGGCGGCCGGGGCGGGGGCGGCAACGGCGACGGCGCGCGCGCGGCGGCGGCGGUGCAGCAGGCGGCUGAGAAUGAGGGAGACGACACAC